Messenger RNA from Cuscuta europaea, 1733 nucleotides. The record is from the annotation of a GenBank genome assembly. NCBI's taxonomy places the organism in Eukaryota, Viridiplantae, Streptophyta, Magnoliopsida, Solanales, Convolvulaceae.
CCCGCGUGUUAGGUAUGGCGUGUAGUCGUGAUGUGUCGCACAUAGCUAUAAAUAUGGAUUGAGUUUAGAAAAUACUUCCUAAACAUUAGAGAGAGUGCGGGUAGCUACCAGAUAGAUAGAACAAUACAGGUGGGGGGAGGCGAGGCCUAAAUAUAGUAAGGAUGCUUGGUUCGAGGGCGUCGCGGCCGCCGUCUGUAGGGGUAGUGAUUGCCGCCGCAAUACUAUCAUGGAGCUGCGUCCUCCAGAUAUGUGGCGGUAGUCGGAUUACGAGGACCGACGAUUAUAUUAAUGAUAAUAAUAAUAAACAUCAUUAUUAUAAGCAUACAACUGGCAGCAGCAGUGAUGAGGGGCUUCUCAUCCGCAGGAGUCUUAUCUCAAAUGGACUUGGAGCAACUCCUCAAAUGGGAUGGAGUAGCUGGAAUCAUUUCGCUUGCGCCAUCGAUGAGCAAUUAAUCCGAGAAACUGCUGAUGCAAUUGUAUCAACUGGACUUGCGGCCCUGGGAUACAAAUAUGUGAAUUUAGAUGAUUGUUGGGCUGAACUAAACAGAGACUCUCAGGGCAAUCUAGUUGCGAAGGCUUCGAAAUUUCCAUCCGGAAUGAAAGCGCUAGCGGAUUAUGUUCAUAAUAAAGGAUUGAAGCUUGGGAUUUACUCUAGCGCCGGGAAUAUGACAUGUAGCAAUCAAAUGCCCGGGUCAUUAUGGCAUGAGGAGCAAGAUGCAAAAACUUUUGCUUCUUGGGAAAUUGAUUAUCUAAAAUAUGACAAUUGCAACAACCAAAACAUUAGUCCAAAAGAGAGGUAUCCAACAAUGAGCAAAGCUCUACUAAACUCAGGAAGGUCCAUCUUUUACUCUCUGUGUGAAUGGGGAGAUGAAAAUCCAGCUACUUGGGCACAAUCUGUGGGUAAUAGUUGGAGAACCACUGGAGACAUUGAGGACACAUGGACUAGCCUGACAACUCUGGCUGAUCUCAAUGACAAAUGGGCAGCUUAUGCCGGCCCCGGGGGAUGGAACGAUCCUGACAUGUUGGAGGUAGGAAAUGGAGGCAUGACUACUCAAGAAUACCGUUCUCAUUUCAGCAUUUGGGCUUUGGCAAAAGCACCAUUGCUGAUUGGUUGUGAUGUUCGAUCAAUAGACAACCCCACUCUCGACAUCCUAACCAAUAAGGAGGUUAUUGAUGUAAAUCAAGAUCCGCUUGGUGUCCAAGGUAAAAAGGUUAAAAAAGAAGGCGAUUUGGAGGUUUGGGCCGGUCCCCUAAGCAAUAAAAGGGUAGCGGUGGUGCUAUGGAAUAGAGGGCCUUCAGAAGCAAUCAUUACUGCUGACUGGCCAAUUUUGGGCCUCAGCCCAUCGGCCUUAGUCGAUGCACGAGAUUUGUGGGCUCAUUCAACUCAGACCAAAGUGGAAGGAAAGGUCUCCGCGAGUGUUUAUUCCCACGACUGCAAAUUUUAUGUUCUGACUCCGAACUGAUCUAAUUUAUUGGCGUUACUGGAACGAGAGGCAUUAUAUUUAUACUUUGUAUUCUUAUUUUAAAUGUUACACGAUAUUAUAUAGGUAGACACAAUUAAUAAUGCAAUAAACGGAUAAGAUUUCUUUAGAUUAGAUAUUUGUACCAAAACCAUCGAUACACGCUUACAUAUAUUUGAAUUAAUCAAUAUAUCCACUUCCAAACAAUUAUUGCAGCCAGGUCCAGUCCUGACAUUUUAUGGGCCCGGGGCAAUACAUAUAGAUAGGACUUUA